Fusarium musae is the source of this 1473-nucleotide messenger RNA. RefSeq lists its product as uncharacterized. Bases 1 to 1473 code for a protein of 490 amino acids. Lineage: Eukaryota; Fungi; Ascomycota; Sordariomycetes; Hypocreales; Nectriaceae. The transcript is spliced from 2 exons. The record is from RefSeq and is a predicted model, not a curated record.
AUGACGGACGACAAUACAGCGUCGUCCGCCACCGGGAGACCCGCUACCGGGACAAGCACCAGCACCAGCACCAGCUCCAGCUUCAGUGCCCCGCCUCCCGGCCAUGGACUCCGCCGUGCCGUGACCGUCUCGGUCGCUGAGGAUGCUGCUUCUCGGCGUCAACAUAUGUCACCGCCUGGUCUCGACACGAUACCGCCACGCCGCAGCUCAAACUUUUCAGAGUAUAGUCUCAGCGAAGCUCGAGAUCUUCUUAAUCCCCAGCUUCGAGAUCCUAGCAGUACUGAGCAUUCUUCUCCUGGAGAGACAUCUUCCCUAGCAUCGUUAUCAUUGGCUUUUGCUCUUCUUCCAGCUAUAUCUGGUGUUCUAUUCAAGAACGGGAACGCUGUGGUAACGGAUGUUAUGUUGUUAGGCUUGGCUGGCAUUUUCCUUCACUGGUCAGUGACACAGCCAUGGGCAUGGUAUCACUCAGCACAGGAGGUACGGAUACAGCACGAGUCAAUAACCGAUAGUGUUAUCGACGAUGAUAGCGAUCUCGACUCGAGCAACCACAUGCCAACGCCUCACUCGCCGCUUGAUCACGUACCGGAGUAUCAAGAAAUCCAGGCUGAAUCGACUGAGGAAUUGCAGGAUACAAAACCGUCAGGCCAGCAACGGGAAGCUCUUGCGGAACUUUACUAUUACGAAAUAAUCGCCCUAGUCUCGUGCUUCAUUCUUCCACUCCUCGGCGCAUACCUCUUGCAUGCCAUCCGAUCACAGCUCAGUCGCCCCUCUGAGGGUCUUGUUUCCAAUUAUAAUUUGACAAUCUUCCUUCUCGUAGCCGAGCUUCGGGUUCUGUCCCACAUGAUAAAGCUGGUUCAGUCGAGGACGCUUCACCUACAACGGGUAGUUCAAGGAGGACCAUCCAGAUUCCAGAAAGGUAGUGAGAAUUCGGGACAAUUGGAAUCCGUACUUGCGCGUCUGGAAAGACUCGAGUCACGUUUCGCAGCAGAAGAAAACAUGUCUGCCCAAGAAACAAAGCAGGAAAUUAGCAAAGCAAAGCAGAAAGACAGCGUUGUGGCACGCGAUGUGCGUAACGCGAUUCAACCGGAGUUGGACGCGCUCAAUAGGGCUGUUCGUCGUUAUGAGAAGAAGGCGACACUUCUCCAAUUUCAGACAGAGUCGCGCUUCUCAGGGGUCGAUGCGAGACUGGAUGAUGCUAUCGCCCUUGCUGCGAGUGCUGCGAAGAAUAGUGCAUCACAUAAGAACAUGUUUGUGUGGACGGUGGAAGCACUCACCGCCGUGAUCAUCCUCCCGUUCAAAACACUGUUAAGAAUCAUGCUUUUACCUCUGAGCACACUCUUAGCGCUCACGAAUAAGAGCAAAAAGAAGAGCCCUCCUUCGUCAAAGAUGCCGCGCAGCACUAGGAACGGGAAGGCGUCUGUGCAACCGAGAUAUAACGGUGAUAGAGUUCCAUCCAGAGUUACCAAGCGAUAA